Molecule: messenger RNA, 685 nt
Organism: Orbicella faveolata
Lineage: Eukaryota; Metazoa; Cnidaria; Anthozoa; Scleractinia; Merulinidae
Product: ATP-dependent RNA helicase TDRD9-like
Cellular component (GO): intracellular anatomical structure
Molecular function (GO): RNA binding; helicase activity; ATP binding
Source: RefSeq, a predicted model, not a curated record
GCAAGUCAUCUGCAAACUAAAUUGCAAUUAAAGUAAACUAAGACGUGCCCAGGGCAAGCAAUAUUUGAGAGCUGCUGGUCUUAGGUGCAAGCUGGAAUUUAAGUUUUUUUCGAGCGCUUGGAAGUAGGUUGGCGUUAAAGUUUGCCCUUCCUUCUCUAAUGAAGAGGAGAGUUAAUUUUGCGUUCAAGGUUUAUUAAUGUUCUGUGGAUUGCUUAACAGAUCAACUCGCUGCGUACGGCCAUCAACUUGGCAUUCCAGAGUGAGCAGCAGAUGGCUGAGUGGGGAACUCCAGCUGUGGAGAGAAUUCAGAAAGCUAGCAGAUCCAAGAUCUUAGAGCUUGUGCUAAAACGACGGGAAAUCAAAACUCCUUGCUCAUUUCCCAGAACAGGGCUCUGGAAUCAGAUCGAUCCCGCUUACAUUCUGCACGCAGGAGGGGAGGGUGAAACAGAUGCAGGCCUCCUUUACACUUUGCACAAGGGCGUUGCCAUCUCUGGCAAGCCACUGGAUGAUGAAGAUGAGGAAGCCAGGCUUAAAGUGGCCGAGCUCCGAGAGAAGAUAGAGUGGCUUAGAAGUUUAGAAGGAAGGUAACAAGAGAGCGAGUAGAUUACUCUUCUUCUUUCCGCGCAGUACCCCCGCUGGAGCAGUUUUGUGGUAAAUUCACGGAGGCAAAUGCUGUGACGGGAUA